UACGACUACUACCUCUCUAUAGUGUGUUGAAUUGGUUCCGAUCCGAUCCCCGAUCAAGGCUACAGAGCGGUGACGAAACGGGAGCGCGCGAGCGCGUACUCGAUUGUUCUUAUCACCCUGUUGCUGCUGCUGCUGCACCCCGCCAAAUCUACCGUGACCCCGUGCGGUUUAUGACGGAUUAAAAAGCCCACUCACGCUUACGGUUGGUACAUGUGUUUGUGUGCUCGUGUCCUCGGCUACGGUAAUCCCGGCUAGUCGUUUGCGCCCUGGAUGCGCCCUGAUACCCGGCCUGGUUGGUGUGCGCAAACCGAGCGAACGAGCUCAGUAUGAUGCUGAUUACGGCAUUUGCCGGUUGUGUCGGUGUAGUGUAAUUAGUGUGUGAUAGUGGCAGCUCCAUCCGCCGGCUCGUCGAGAAGAUCGUUCGUCACUUGCGCCAGUCCGCGCAAACGCAACGUGUCGCACGCGAAAGUUAGUUUAGCGCAAAACCGUUGAGCGGAUAGAACACAGAAGCACAGAGACGGCCAGCUACGAUCGCAACGUGCGUGAACGUCACCGGUUAGAUAUCGUCUAUAGUGUACACGUGAGAAGUGCGCGUGUUUUUGUUCAGCGGUGUAAUUCUGUGCUUUUAAGAUUAACGAUCGAAACGCCAUCAUCAUCAUCAUGAUCGGGAUUAAAUACCUCAACGAUGCCCACCUCAAGGGGUUCGAAAAGUACAAGUACAACUGCGUCGAUACUAGUAUUCUUAGUGUGUAUGUUAUGCACCCGUUCUGGAACAAGGUGGUCCUGUUUUGUCCCCGGUGGAUAGCGCCCAAUCUACUCACCUUCACCGGCUUUCUGCUGACCGUGGUAAACUUCUUCUUGAUCGCGUACUACGAUUACGAUUUCCGCGCGGCCACAGAAACUCCCAUACCCAUACCGGACUGGGUAUGGAUACUGGCGGCAAUCAAUCUAUUCGUAGCUUACACUUUAGACGGUAUCGAUGGCAAACAGGCACGCAGAACCGGAACCAGCGGACCGCUGGGCGAACUGUUCGACCAUGGUCUCGAUUCCUACUCGGCCGUCCUCAUACCGAUCUACAUGUUUACGAUAUUCGGUGCAGCCGAUCUACCCCCAGUACGCAUGUUCUUCAUUACACUGAACGUGUUCAUGAACUUUUACCUGCCGCAUGUGGAGAAGUACCUUACCGGUGUAAUGUUCCUGCCCUGGGGUUACGAUUUUGUUAUGUGGGGUGUUUCGAUCACGCUAGCGAUCACCGGUAUUUUUGGUGCUGAGUUUUGGCAGAUCCCGGUGUUCGGCAUGAAACCGUGCCACAUCUUCGAGCUGACACUGUACAUUUCAGCCGUCAUUACUAGUCAUCCUAUUAUUAUAUAUAAUGUAUACAAAUCUUAUCGUGACAAAACGGGUAAAAUGCGAUCAUUCAGGGAAGCAAUUCGACCCCUCGUACCGCUCAGCAGCCUGUUCAUACUCUGCACCCUGUGGGUACUGUGCUCCCGCAAUGGUAUUAUCGACAUGGAACCGAGGCUGUACUUUGUAAUGUGUGGCACACUGUUCUCUAACAUUUGUUGUCGGCUCAUCGUAGCACAAAUGUCGGACACCCGGGCCGAUCUGUGGAACGGGCUGCUUAACUUGCUGUGCGUCGUUACACUCUUCUCCGUCCUGCCGUACCCAUCGCUCGGGCUGCCCGAGCUGAGCAUCGAGAUCGAACGAUACCUGCUGUACGGGCUGACCGUGUGCGUAACGAUCGCGCACCUUCACUACGGUGCCGGGGUGGUGCGCGAAAUGUGCCAUCAUUUCCGGAUUCGCUGCUUCAAAGUAAGAUCGGAUGCAAGUAGUAAGCGUACCGCGACCACCACUAAUAACCUAGACGUUAACCGUAACGGUAGCCAUCCUAACAAGCAUCAUCUUAACCAACGCCAGAGAAAAGCUGAGUAGUAGUGUAGUGCGCCCUGAUAGUAGACUGUAGCAGUGCGCCUUAGAGUAGAGAUAACCCUAUAACAAGUUGCCAAACCAUACCCAAUUUACUACUGUUAUUACUACUAUAACUACUACUACUACUAUGUGUUUUGCUUCUAAGCAGAUCGUCCCAACAGUGAAGCGCAAUGCAACGAAACUAGCACUGGUGUAGUGUGCGUUGUUUGUGGGCAGAACGUCUCCCGUACUGUGGUGUCGCGUCUAGAAACUCCCAAUGUAUGUAGUGUGGUGUGUUAUCCCAAUGUACACCCGUAUUAGACGAUGGUGGUAUAAAUGUGACUGGUGCUAGUACUAUCAUUGUCUAGUACACAAGAUACCAGUAGUGAUACGAUCACCCGGGUAGGCUGUGUUUUGUCACCGUAUCCCUUUGACUGUUUUUGUUUGAGCUGAUUAACACAUGAUACUCGUUUCGCAUGGCGCUAGAUUUUUUGUUUACUAUUCGAAACAUUCUUGUAAAUUAACUGUACAGAACUAAGCCUAAUGUUGUGUUCUUGUUUUGCUAUUUCCUGUUCAAUUUCCCUUUUGAUGCCCUUUUGUGCCUGUGUUGCAUUUGAACCCUGUAGAGAACGAUGAACGAUCAAUCGAAUGAACUAAUAAUUUACUACUUGAUUUUCUUCCCAAUCAAACCACUCACUACUGCUUACAUCCUAACGAAACGGUUCCCCCAAACUGAUCAACAAACUGAUUGCAAACACCAACAACAACAACGACAACAACAACAACAACGAAAUACUCUCUAACUUUAACCAAUAUUCCCACGAGGAUAGAUAGCGCCGCACGAUAAGCCUUUGCUAAGCUACUAAACUCAAUAGUUCGCAAGGGGAGGGGUGGGAAGGGGGUUAUGCACUAAAGUAAAUCAAAACCUCCCCCUAAAACAAAAACAGUAUAUCAGCAUGCCCAAACGAUAGUCUGCGAUGAGGAGCGAUUUCAGCCCGUAUUUAUUCAUCAUGCGUUCCACCGAGAACUGAAAACAAAAGGAAAAGCAUAUAAACAAAACCCCCGCCGGCCAGUAGCAUGUGUGGUUGAGCCAUGUGAUCGUAGUAACCGAUUGGUACGGUUUGUAAUACUAAACGUAUAACGUUACCCACAGAUACCAACCAGUCCGUUACCGCAGACGACACCGCCAGCGGACGAUAUGGAGGACAUCGAGCUGUAAAUGGGGGAACGCGCGGGAAUCGGAAUCGAAAUCGAAAGUGCUUUUAGUACGGAACGUUUAUUACUUAUGCUUAUAGAGCGGCCUAUUAUUUUAGGCUUCGGGCUAGGGAGGCGGAAGUGGGUUCUAGGGUGGGAUACUGCUAUGUUGUACAUAUACAUGUUUACCAACGUUAGACGAGCGGGGUACUUGAGAAUGGAGGUGUAUAUUUAGAACUGUAAGGUGUGCAAUUUGGAGAUGAAGGUGGUUCUUCGGCAAAUAUAGCAAAAUGACAGUAAAA
Molecule: messenger RNA, 3404 nt
Organism: Anopheles gambiae (African malaria mosquito)
Lineage: Eukaryota; Metazoa; Arthropoda; Insecta; Diptera; Culicidae
Product: ethanolaminephosphotransferase 1
Exons: 6
Coding region: 661-1932 (423 amino acids)
Biological process (GO): phosphatidylethanolamine biosynthetic process
Cellular component (GO): Golgi apparatus; endoplasmic reticulum membrane
Molecular function (GO): ethanolaminephosphotransferase activity
Source: RefSeq, a predicted model, not a curated record